AUGGUGGAUAAGGAUGGCCAGCAGCGGGAGGAGGAGGAGGGGCAGCUUACAGCAGCGACGAUAGCCGACGAUCAAGAGAUUGAUUUUGUGACAUUGGGAAUGCUCAUCAUUGAUGAGAUUGAAUAUGCACCACCCAAACCGCCGGUUCGAAACGUCCUGGGAGGCGCCGGAACCUAUGCCGCACUUGGGGCGCGGCUCUUGUCGCCGGCACCGACGCAGUCCAAGCGGGUGGGGUGGAUCGUCGACCGCGGGUCCGACUUCCCGCCGCAGGUGAGCUCGCAGAUCGCCAGCUGGCAGACGUCGGCGUUUGUGCGCGACGACCCAUCCCGCCUCACGACGCGCGGCUGGAACGGGUACGACGACCCGUCCGACCCGGACCGGCGCGCCUUCCGCUACGUCACGCCCAAGAAGCGCCUCACGCCCGACGACCUGGCCGCCACCCACCCGGCCCUCCUCGCCGCCGCCGCCGUGCACAUAUGCUCCGGCCCGGCGCGGUGCCGCGAGGUCGUCGAGUCGCUGCGGACGCUCCGCCGCGCCGCCAUGGGCGACGCCUACCGCCGCGCCCUCGUCGUCUGGGAGCCCGUCCCGGACCUCUGCACCGUCGACGAGCUGAUCGAGCUCACAAAGACCCUGCCGCUCGUCGACGUCUGCAGCCCCAACCACGCCGAGCUCGCCUCCCUCAUGGGCGACUCCGGUCCCGGCGCCGGCCUCACCCCAGACGGCGAGGUCGACACCGCCGCCGUCGAGCGCUCCUGCGUCCAGCUGAUGGAGAGCAUGCCCCUGGCCCGCGUCGCCAUGGUGGUCCGGGCCGGGCCGAGCGGGUGUUAUAUCACGCGCGGCGGGGCCGUGGCGCGGCGGAGGCGGGGUGGGGGAAAGAAGAAGGGGAGUGGUGGAGACGGUGAUGGGGACGGGGGCGGAAAGGUCGUCAAAGUUCACGGCCGGGAGUUGCAGGCCGGCGUCGACUUCGAGGCCCUGUUCUCCAGCAUGAUGCGGGACGAGGACGGUCGGAUAGCGCGCGACGAGACGGAAGACGACGACCAAGGUUCUGAGCCCGAGCUCGACCCCGGCGUGGACCGCUGGCUGCCCGCCUUCUUCCAGCCCCAGGAUGCCGCCCAGGGUAGGAUCGUCGACCCUACGGGAGGUGGGAAUACAUUCCUGGGCGCGCUCACGGUCGCGCUUGCUCGCGGCAAGGCCGUCGAGGAUGCUGCGGUAUAUGCGAGCGUGGCUGCCAGUUUUGCCAUUGAGCAGAUUGGCAUGCCUACCUUGGGGGUCGACAGCGAGGGGUUCGAGACCUGGAAUGGCGUCCGCGUGUCGACGAGGCUUGCCGAGUACUCAAAGAGACUUGGCCUAGAUCCCAAAGACUAUGUUUUAUGA
Molecule: messenger RNA, 1374 nt
Organism: Pyricularia pennisetigena
Lineage: Eukaryota; Fungi; Ascomycota; Sordariomycetes; Magnaporthales; Pyriculariaceae
Exons: 2
Coding region: 1-1374 (457 amino acids)
Source: RefSeq, a predicted model, not a curated record